Messenger RNA from Brugia malayi, 276 nucleotides. RefSeq lists its product as uncharacterized. The record is from RefSeq and is a predicted model, not a curated record. The coding region runs from base 1 to 276 and encodes 91 amino acids. Gene Ontology annotation, molecular function: dynein intermediate chain binding; dynein light intermediate chain binding. Gene Ontology annotation, cellular component: dynein complex. Gene Ontology annotation, biological process: microtubule-based process. The transcript has 2 exons. NCBI's taxonomy places the organism in Eukaryota, Metazoa, Nematoda, Chromadorea, Rhabditida, Onchocercidae.
AUGAUGAAUUACAGUAUUGAAAUGGAUAAAGCAAAAGCAUUGUUUGCACAAAAAUUAGUGCAAAAGGAAAUUGAUAUGAAAAAUUAUAAUUUACAACAAAUUGCUAAAUUAUUGAAGGAAACAUUUGAUAAGACAUACGGUAUUGGAUGGCAAUGUAUUAUUGGUAAUAGCUUUGGUUGCUAUAUAACACAUUUACCAAAUUCUUUUCUAUAUUUUUCUGUUCAAUAUUUUUCUGUGAUACUUUUUCAAACAAAUUUAACCACCGCAAUAGUUUAA